AUGAAGGCCUCCCCGUUGCUCAUUUCGUGGCACAAUGACAACGCCCCUAUCUACUCGGUUCAUUUCGACCCCAAUGGCAAAGGCAGGCUAGCCACUGCCGGAAAUGACAACAACGUCCGACUCUGGAAAGUCGAGUCCAUGGGAGAAGAAAGGAGGGUCUCUUAUCUGAGUACUCUCAUCAAGCAUACACAAGCUGUCAAUGUGGUCCGGUUCAGUCCGAAGGGUGAAAUGUUGGCGUCUGCUGGAGAUGAUGGAAACGUCCUGCUUUGGGUACCAUCGGAGCUGCAAACACAAGCCGGGCUCGGGGAAGAUCAUUCAGAUGACAAAGAGACAUGGCGAGUCAAGCAUAUGUGUCGUUCAUCUGGCGCCGAGAUCUAUGAUCUGGCCUGGUCCCCUGAUGGUGUUUUUAUAAUUACUGGCAGCAUGGACAAUAUUGCUCGGAUUUACAAUGCCCAAACCGGACAAAUGGUACGACAAAUCGCAGAGCAUUCUCACUACGUUCAAGGUGUAGCAUGGGAUCCGCUCAAUGAGUUUGUCGCGACUCAGUCUUCCGACAGAUCAGUCCACAUCUAUACCUUGAAGACCAAGGAUGGGCAGUUCACCUUGACACCACACGGGAAGGUUCUCAAGAUGGAUCUACCAGCCAAACGAAUCUCAAGUAGUCCUGCGCCCCCAGACGUCAGUAUACGUUCCCAACAGGGCGCCUCAAAUACUUUUGCGAUUGUCUCGCCUGCUCCUUCGGCCCCGGGGACUCCAAUGGCUUCCAAUUUGCCCAUGGACCCUCCUCCCGUUUCACACAGUCGGCGUUCGUCUUUUGGCUCAUCCCCUUCCAUCCGACGAUCUGCAUCCCCUGCUCCAUCCUUGCCAUUGCCGGCCGUCAAGCCAUUGGAAGUCUCAUCACCGAGUCUCCUCGGUGGUCUCGGGGUAAAGAAUGCCAACAUCUAUGCCAAUGAGACAUUCACAUCUUUCUUCCGGAGACUUACAUUUGCUCCCGAUGGGAGCCUGUUGUUCACGCCAGCUGGUCAAUUCAAGACGACCCAUGUCUCAGCCACGGAUUCUGCAAAAACGACAGACGAUGUCAUCAACACAGUCUACGUCUACACACGAGCCGGUUUCAACAAACCUCCAAUUUCUCAUCUUCCGGGACAUAAGAAGCCUUCCGUGGCCGUGAAGUGCUCACCGGUAUUCUAUACGUUAAAACAAAACACCCAGCCUGCGAAAAAUAUCACACUUGAUACAUCAUCUGGCGAAGAGAUGUUCCCCUCUCUUCCAGAACCCGUUGUAUCGGCGACUCCAUCGUUCACCAGCCAGCCUCAAAUGGAUCCUCCAUCUUCAACGUCCGUCGAGAUAUCCAACCCGCAGGGAACUCCCAAGGCUACCGAGAAUGACACCAGCGAUACAAGCCAAAGCCCGCCAUCCGUCUUUGCCCUUCCAUAUCGCAUUGUAUACGCGGUUGCUACACAAGAUGCUGUCUUGAUAUAUGAUACGCAACAACAAACUCCCCUGUGUAUUGUAAGCAACCUGCAUUUUGCUACAUUCACAGACCUGACCUGGUCCACCGAUGGGCUGACAUUAAUCAUGAGUUCCUCUGAUGGAUUCUGCUCUACUCUAUCAUUUGCUCCUGGAGAGUUGGGACAGCUGUAUACAGGAUCCACUUCCGUAAGCCAAAAUACUGCCAACCCAAGCACCCCUGCUGCGAAUGCCACACCGAUGUCGACACCGAUGCAUGUGCCGUCCCCAAUCAAGACAAAUAAUUCAUCCACACAUAGCACGGGCCCUGUUCCGCCAGCCAGUCCUGCACGUUCCAACUCUGCUUGCUCAGUGGCAACACAGUCCUCGCAGCAAACCCCUGCUGGUGUCAUUAACAACCCUACACCCACUCUCGGAACUGUUCCAUUAGUAACGGCAGCACACUCUUCACAACCAUCGACGCUUCCCCUUCCACUUACAACUCCGCCACAAACUCCAAAUUCCAGCGGUCCACAAAGCACAACGACCAGUGGCAGUGUUUUGGGGAAGCGUGGCGAGUUUGAAAAUGAAGAGAACAAGGAUGCGGACCAAACGACGGCUCAACGGCCAAAGAAGCGCCGCAUUGCUCCUACUCUCGUUUCGACUGGCGCUGAUGCACCACCUUCUCAGGACAGCAACCCCUGA
Penicillium soppii is the source of this 2154-nucleotide messenger RNA. RefSeq lists its product as uncharacterized. The coding region runs from base 1 to 2154 and encodes 717 amino acids. Gene Ontology annotation, molecular function: protein binding. Gene Ontology annotation, cellular component: CAF-1 complex; nucleus. The record is from RefSeq and is a predicted model, not a curated record. The transcript has 6 exons. NCBI's taxonomy places the organism in Eukaryota, Fungi, Ascomycota, Eurotiomycetes, Eurotiales, Aspergillaceae. Gene Ontology annotation, biological process: DNA replication-dependent chromatin assembly; nucleosome assembly.